CGUUCAUGUAUAUAAUUAUUGCAGUUUCUGCUCAUUAUAUUUAUACUCACUGAUUUUGUAUGAGCAAGGUUCUCAUUUUUCCAAUUUGAAUCCAUUAUAUGUGAAAAUCCAGUACAAAUUAAAAUGAAAAUGGGCGCAAAUAUGAACAUGCUCACAGAGGUAAACACAUACAUAUGAAUACUCGUAUAUGUAUGUGUUGCGCUAGUUGACGCGGGAAACUCAGAUCAGAUUAUCGAUCAUUCUAAUUCCAUAAUCCAUUCUACGACGGGAAAAACCGACUCGCUCCUUGUCAAAACAUUAAAUAUAUGCAGAAUAAUAUGUGCAUAUGUCACAAUUUUCAGCGCUUGCAUAUGGAACAUUGGAAGCUCUUCCAGUAAUUCUGGGAUUUCAGCUCAUUUGGAUAUUGAAUUUUCAGCGCAGCGGAAACAACGCUCUUCUCCACAAUCUUUCUCGCAUCUUUGAAGUUUUUCAACGUUGAUUCACCAAUCGGGAUGUUUAACGGCAACUUAAGCAAACUGGAGGAGAACCCCCGUUGCCAGGGCAAUCGGAUUCUGAUCACUCACUAUGUCAGCCCCCAACAGUUCUGGUACAUCAGUGCCAAGGAUGUGGAGGCUUGCAGUGCGCUAGUGCGACAAAUGGAGCAGCAACUGCUCGAACACUGCAGGCCCGUGAACCAACGAACGUCCUACUGUGAGUUUCUGGAGGUAAUUGUGCGGUACAUGCUAGGGAGUCCCCCGAAGCUGCUCCGUGGCGUCAUUCGGAAGCGCAAGGAAGAGGAGUAUCUGGUGUUUGCCCUGGACUAUGGCUUUACCAUUAACUGCACAGCCAGAGAUCUGUGGUUGCUGCCCGAAAACCUAAACAAAAAAUUCUAUGACGUUCAAAUGGGAGGAGUGGCGUUCAUUACGCCCUAUAAUGGAAGCACCUGGACGAAGGCUGCACUGAGCGUCUUUGGUCAGAAGCUGGAGGAUGCCCACCUGUUAUUCCUCGACAUUAAAUAUCAGGGGCCCAUGAACGAGAAUUUCGGAACAUUAUGGAUAAAUUCGAACGGCCAAAGCGGCCAAGCUGUGGAUGCAGUCGUCUAUCUGGAGGAGCGACAAUAUGGACGCAGAGAAAACUGUAGCAACAUGCCUCCCUACCUCGAUCCCUUGUCCUUUGACUUGGCGGAUAUCAACGACGUGGAGCUCAAGGCAGGGUUGCGUGCCACAAAAAUAAUUCAGCUAGUGGCGGCCGCUCCUCCCAUCGAACAGAACCGCGUUGACUGCUCCAAAGCCCUGUCCAACACGGAACUUCGAGUGGAGAGAAAUCCAUUCAGACAGACCUCAACAAGCAAUCAAAACUACCAAAAGAGACGAAGUCAGCAGUGUCCCUCCAAGGAUCCCAUGAAGCUGGAUAGACUUUUGCAGCUGCGCAGCGAACAGCCCAUACCGGACGCGGCCCGGCGUCUGAGCAAGGUCAGCGGCUUAGACGGCAACUCUGUACAAACGGCUCUCAUCAGCGGAUCAAACCAAAAGGAAUACGUAGAGGAGAACGUGGAAAAGAGAAAUCAAAUGGAGGCACAUGGGAAACUCGGCAAUGAAUCCCCCGAUAGAGCAGGACCACAACUGGCCAGCCUGGCAGGUCGAUUAAGGGUGCUCAAGCUGACCAGCCGUCCCUCGAUGAGUGAAGGUUCUCCUAGCAGAUAUUCUGGAUUGUUGGCUAGUCAGGAAACCAUCCAUACGAAUAACCAACGGAGCGAACCCUCAGAGCCAAGAAGUAGUUUCUUGACAGCCUCACCUUCAGCACAGGACAUGGUCACGCGCAUUCUGUUUAAGGGAGAUGCCACAGCUGGGAAAGCCGAAGGAGCUCUGCCGAAACUAUUUCAGAGGAUAAACAUCUCAUUGGCCAGCAGGGUGUUGACCCACAGCUAUCAGCCAUCAGUAUCAGUGGACGUCGCCCGGAACUUGAGCGAGGCAUCACUCGGGAAGGAGAUUGAGAGCGUCUUGCAGAAGCUGAGCUACCGGACUCCUUUGUCCACGCAAUGCUUUGCCUGGCCACACCUCAUGAAGGGCAACUCCCUGCUGCUGGUGAAUGCCUCGGGCACAGGUCGCUCCUGGUGCUAUCUCCCGGCGCUCUGCUCGUUGGUGAUGCGCUCCAUGGAAGCAGAUGGAGAAAGUUUUAAGAGAGGGCCAGUGGCCGUUUUGCUUACCGAGUCCUCGGUCAACGCCAAGAUGCUGGCGAACCACUGUUCUCUUCUGAUGCAGGACUUCCAAACUCCAUUCUUCAAAGUGGUUAACACCCACGACCAAUCCGAGGUCGAUGUGGUCACCAUGCUGCUCGGCUCGUGUGGCAUCCUGGUGGCCACACUCGCAAAUCUGAAUGCCCUGAUGGACUAUAAACGCAAGGGCCUACCCCUCUUCGAUCCAGCGUGUCUGAAACACGUAGUCCUGGACGACUACGAUCGCAUGCAGCAGGCUGCGCCACAUCUCCUGAACGAAGUCAUUAAUCGGUUGCGCCGUUUGCGCCUUACGAAAAUUCAGCUCGUUCUGGUGGCCCAGCACUGGCAUGAGCAGGCGUUUCAGAAGCUGCUCCAAUGGACCCCGACUAAUCUGCUGAUCUUUGGGGACUUCCUUGAGGCGGCCAUGUACGGGGGCGUGAAUUUAACGAUGUGUGUGGGGCAGUCUCAGAAAAAGGCAGCUCAGCUCUUAAAAUUCUUGGCCUCGCAGACGCCGCCACAGAAGCGAACGAUCAUAUUCUGCAACAGUCAAGAGGAGAUGGCGCAAUUGAGAAAUGUUCUGGUCGGAGCUGGACAUCAGUGCUUGACCAUCUCGAAAGCCCACGCGCAGGAACCACACGAACUGCUGCUGGUCUACGACGACAACCAACUGCAGCUGCGGGAGCGGAACAAAGAGCUACUUGUCCACUUUAGCCUCCCGGAAUCGUGGUCGAAGUUCGCUCUGCGAUUCCAUGUUAUGGCUGAUCGGGUGCCGAACCGUUUGGCCGAGCCGCUGGCCCCGCCCCCCACCAUUGCUUCCCACGUAAUGCUGGAUGAGAGCAACUCCCUGUAUGGGCCCUCUUUGGUGAACUUCCUCAAUGUGCACGGACUCGCCACGGACAAUUUGUCGGAGCAGCUGUCCUUCUUUCAGCCUAAGGGCGAGUGCACGCAGAGGCAGGAAAUCAUGCGGCAGCACUUACUCAAGGCGGACGCACAGUCUUCGAGUGAUCCUUGCCAGCAAUCCGAGGCAGUCGUGCGCUGCAAGCUCUGCAAGAUCUACGACCCAGUUCACAUGGCUCUCUGGCCCACAGAAUACAUGCUGGCAGGCACUACGGCGUGGGUGCAGGCGCCGUUUCCGGCCAGUCGGUGGAUUGCGGAGGUGGAGCUGAGUGUGGGACCCAGCUCAAAGCAGCACCAUCCAGUCCGCGUCUCUGACGUCUGCAUCGUGCAUCAUCAGGGGCUCCACAAACGCGUCCGUGUCAUGGACAUUCCCACAGAACAAUCGGUGACUGUGCAGUUGAUGGACCACGGCACGGAGCUGAUGCAGAUCAGACCCUGGCACCUUCUGGAGUGCGAUGCGAAGUUUGCAGCUCUACCACUCCUGGCCAUGGAUGUUAAGCUGUCCUGUGUGGAGCCUGCGGCAGGACAGACAAGCUGGUCGCCGGAGUCCCUCAAGUGGGUGCACGAUACUUUUCACGGUCUACAAGAUGGACAACACAUUCAGAUAACCGUGGACUUCUCCAUGCUCGACGUCGUCUACGUCAAGGAAAUCGCCCUGAUCGAGGAAUGCCCCUCGCUGCGCACCAGUGUGUACAGAUCUGUGCUUCGAAAGGAGCUGAUCGCGCGAGGAUUUGGCAAAGUGGCGACAAAAAGCUUCGCUCAGGGUCCGCCGGCACCACUAACCUGCAGAGGCUUGGCUUCGAUCAGAGAAAAAGUCAAGCCUCCGGUGAACAAAGAAGUUACGAAAACAGAUAUGAAAGAAGACCAGGUGAAAGUAGCACUUGCAGAUGCCAAGGACAUCGUCACAAUGGAAGCCAGUAGCAGUGCAUUGGAGGAGCAGAACAAAACUCUGGAGAAAGCCGACUGCCCGAGUAAUCCCCCAACGGUUGAUCCAACUCUAGACGGAUCUCAACGGACGUUCCUGGAGAUGCUAAGGGGAGAGUUAGCCAACGAGAAUUCGUCAAGCCGCGCAGAGACCCGUCGAUUCCUGCAAAGCAUUGUGGCCAGCGAUGAAGGGGAGGGCUCCAUGGCUCCCACAGAAACUGCAAAAACAAUCGAAAAACCAGAACUGAGUCCAAUUCGUUGCGUAGAUGAUGCAUCACCAGGAACAUCAGUGCAACAGCCAUCAAAGGAUCAAGUGAUGAAAGCCCUACAGUGUGCCAAGACUGUUGGUGAGACGACGGCCUGGCCUAUGGUCAAGUGGCACCAGACCCUCCGCCAAAUCGAACUCAUUUUUGAGCAGAAAGUGUCGGAGUAUGAACUAUUUGUUCGGGGGAACUUUCUGUCGUAUUUUGUGUCGGAGACCUCGCCUCCCCAGAGGUGCUUUAUGAAUCUUCUGGGCGAUGUGAGGAUCGCUUCGGAAAAGCAGCACGGGUACUCCCUGCAUGUGAAGCUGUCCAAAGUUGGCUCCCUGUUCUACUGGCCAACUCUUCUCAACUCGCUGUACACGCAGCAGCAUAGCCAUUGGUUGUCCUACGAUGUGGAGCGAACCAAGGAGCCGCCCUCACCCAUGGGCCUGCUUCUGUGGGAGCGCCACAUGCGCCACGUGUGGACCAACGUCGAAUCGACUACGGAGGAAGAUUCUGUCGAUUCCGAUCUAUCAGACUCGGCGGAAUUCGAUGAUAUAUAAGAGAUAUCUCCUUCCUUUCUUUUAUACACUUUAUAUUUGCAUUGUAAUUCUGAGGAUACUACCAAGCCUGGUCACAUACAUAUUCUAUUAUAAUUAUCACUAAAUACAGAUACAGCUUACAGAUCAGAUCAGCUUACUUCUAAGCUUAAUGGCCUACCAUUU
This is a messenger RNA of Drosophila miranda, 4982 nucleotides long. RefSeq names its product putative ATP-dependent RNA helicase SoYb (gene SoYb). The record is from RefSeq and is a predicted model, not a curated record. Gene Ontology annotation, biological process: germ-line stem cell division; transposable element silencing. Lineage: Eukaryota; Metazoa; Arthropoda; Insecta; Diptera; Drosophilidae. The transcript is spliced from 5 exons. The coding region runs from base 492 to 4820 and encodes 1442 amino acids. Gene Ontology annotation, molecular function: nucleic acid binding; ATP binding.